Messenger RNA from Puntigrus tetrazona (Sumatra barb), 5518 nucleotides. RefSeq lists its product as uncharacterized. Gene Ontology annotation, cellular component: membrane raft; plasma membrane. NCBI's taxonomy places the organism in Eukaryota, Metazoa, Chordata, Actinopteri, Cypriniformes, Cyprinidae. The transcript is spliced from 7 exons. Gene Ontology annotation, biological process: negative regulation of T cell activation; T cell receptor signaling pathway; intracellular signal transduction. The coding region runs from base 350 to 1717 and encodes 455 amino acids. The record is from RefSeq and is a predicted model, not a curated record.
GCUCGCGCGGAUGGAGGGACGAGUCUCAUCACAUGGUCCAUAUGCCCGGAGAAAGUGAGCGAUCAUCGCAGCCUCUGCGCUCUCGAAACUCAAUCAGAGUAGGCGGCAUCCGCGGCGGAUGAACCGAGAGCUCGAGACCAGCCACGAUGCCCAGCCUGCAGCGGUGCGCGCCGGAGGAGAGCUGAGGAGUCAUGCCGGAGGAGAGCGCACAGUAGAAGUCUCUCGCUGAGGAGGGCUGGGAUGCUGCGCGCCGCAUCUCUCUCUCUGGCUCUGUGAAACGCACGGUGCCCCGGACGAGCCGUACGGCAGGACCUGUGUGUGUGUGUGUGUGUGUCUACAGCUCAGUGGAAUGAUUUCAGAUCUCCCCAAGGUGCUGAUUCUGGGGGCCAUUGCCGCCGCCUCUGCUUUUGUGGUCACCAUCCUUAUCGUCCUGGUGUGUGUGGGGUGUCAGAGAAAAAACAAAAGCAAACAUGGCCACACCAACGGAGGGGCUCAGAAAAAGGAAACGGCCGCUCUGCGCCAGUCCAAGCUGAACUCAAUGAGUAAAUCUGACACCCGCCUGCACGACAUGCACAGGCUGCCCUGCAACGCCAACGGCGCCCCUAAGAGCCGGCCGGCCAGCAUGGAUCUUCUUCUCCUGCACACCCGCCGCUCCAAUUCUGACCUCCGUCCCAGCUCGGCCCGCCAGCUGCCUCGUGCUGCCAACAAAAACGACCACGAGGAGCGCGAGCACACCUACUCCGAGGUCUGCCGCCGCUUCUCUCCAACGUCCCACCCGCCAGAUGACGGCCUGUACGAGAGCGUAGGCAUCAAAGGGGCGGGGCCCGACAAAGCUGCCCCGCCCUCCGCCCCGAUGUCAACGAACACGCCCGCUCAGCGCCGUGCCCACAGCCCGACGGCCGACGGGAACGGCCGGGGUGGAAGCAGAGGAGGCGUGAACGGCGUGAGUCAAGACGAAGUGACGGCAGAGUACGCCUCCAUACGGAAGGUGAAGAAGCUGGAGCGCGGCAGGAGGGAGGAGGUGGCGGAGGAUGGAGAAAGGGAGCACCAGAGCGUGUCCAGCAGCGAGUCCUCCAGCAGCACUUUGCCUAGGAAAACAGUGGAACCGUUUCACCUACCCAAUUUCCCAAAGGAGGCGGUCUUCAUGGGCAACGGAGAGCAGUACAUCUGGAAGCCGCCAGAAGAAGAAGAGAUGAUCGUGCCAGGGGUUCCUCAGCUGGAGAACGGACACGGCCAUCCCACCGCCGUGGAGAUCUCUGACAUGUACUCUACCGUUUGUAAGACCCUGAAGAGGAGACACCAGCAGGGUCAAAGCCAGGAGGAUAGCAGGCCGACUGUCCCUGCUGCGUCCCAAGCGGUGGAGCGGGGCGGUGCGGGCUGGCCUUCCGCCGGUGCUGCAGGGGAAGAACCGUGGGGGAGGAGCGGCCCCCAGGAAGAGCCCUGCUACGAGCCUGUAGGCGAGAAGACGUGGCCCCGGGGCCUGGCGCAAGAGUCAGACCCGGCCUACGCCACAAUCGAUUCCCACCGGAAACGAGAGAAGCUGGCCAGCAACACACUGAAGCCGAAAAAGAAACCCGCACAGGGUCCGGGCAGAGCAAUGACCUGCGAGAAUUUUUACGAGACUAUCGGCGACGUGAAGCAGGGAGCAAACGCAGCGAGCACCACCACUAUCUUUACCUUUAACGACGGCAUGGAAAUGUACGUUACGGGGCUAUAAAAAAAAGCCUGACUUAAACCGUCAAAUUAAACACCUACAGAGGGGGGAAAAAAUACAAACUGUAGCCCUCUGACAAAUGAGAAGAUACACAGCCUACAGCUGCCAAACACACGCCAACCUACAUAACCACACAACCGAUGUAUAUUUAUUCUAACCAUAGGAGUGCACAAUCAGCUGCAGACAAUACAACACUGAAUUGGCUAAACCAGGCCUGCAGCCGGGCUGUUUUUAGCUGACAGGCAUGCUUACCAAAUCCUGGGGUCUAAACUGGUUUUUCCACCAUGCUGCAGUUGCUAAUGAUAGUUUACUGCAGGGUUCAAAUCAAUAUGACUUUAGGACUCACCGUAGCACUGGGGAGUUUGCAUCCGAUUAUGUACACUGCCAGCCAAACGUUCGGAGUAAUUAAGAGUUUUUGUAAGAAGUCUCUCACUGCAAAAACAAAUUAUUACAAUUUAAAAUAACUGUUUGCUAUAUGUACAUACUGUAAUAAGUAAUACGUUAUUCCUGUGCCGCAAAGCUUAAUUUUCUGCAUUAGUAGGCCUAUACUCUUCAGUGUGACGUGAUCCUUCAUAAGUAGGUACUGAUGCUGAAAAUUCAGCUUUCCAUCACAGAAAUAAAUGACGUCUAUGGAAAUAGAAAACAUUUAAAAUUGUACUAAUAUUUGUGCAUUACUGGUCAAAAAUACAGACUGGGUGAAGUCUGAACUUCUUUCAGGAACGUAUCUUAAUUGUUCCAAGCUUUUGACGGGUUGUGUAAAAUCACAAAGUGCACAGUGUUGGUCAGCCCCACUGCCGUGUGAGCACUACCUGCGCAUUAAGACAGGGAUCACAUGAUGAGACGUCAGUUUAACCCCCUCCGCUCCCGCUCUGAAAACACACCUGACUGGUUCUCUCAGCUUGAGACUGCCAGCCACCACCACAGUGUUAGUUCAGCUGAAACAACAGAAUACAGUUAACUUCUCUUGUUUUCCACCUUAAUAAUAUGUACGUGGUGUGACAGUUUUAGGUGGUGUACAUACAGUAUGUCUGGUCAUUUUUCAGCACGCAUGUAACUUGCCGUCAGGCCCAAGUGGAAUCUGCAGAUUUUUAUUUUGCACUGAUCUUGGAGAAGAAAAUGCUGUCGGGUUUAAUGAAGCUACCUGGUUAUCUGAAUGCAUUAGAUACCGUAUAUAAUAAGAUUAUUUAUAUGCACCAGUGCUCAAAAGUUUAGGGUCAUUUAUUUAAUCAAACAUACGGUCAAAACAGCAAUAUUGUAAAAUAUUAUUACAGUUCACAAUGACUAAUUCCUAUUUCAAUAUAUUUUCAAAUGUAAUUUAUUCCUGAUUUGAAAAAGUUGAAUUUUCAGUAAAUAUUUGUUCUAAUUAUUAUCACUGUUGAAAAUAGCAGUGCUAUUUUUUACAUUUUUAAAAGAUUUUUUCAAUGUAAGAACGUUUCUUUAAAACUAUUAAGUAUUUUGUGACUUUAUAUCAGCUGAAUAAAAUGAUACAUUUUCUUUAAAAAAGAAUAAAAUAAAUAUAUUACCGACCCCAAACAUUUGAACUGUAGUGUGGGUAUCUCUAUUUAAAUAAAAAAUACUUUUGCAGAGCUUUCUGUGGAGUUUUGCGGAUGCAGAUUCUACGUGGGCCUGCUCAAAGGUCACUCUAUGGCUGUGUAAGUGCAUUAGCUCAAAUUUUUUUGGGAUUUUCGGUUAUUUCGUCUAUAGCAUGCCACUUCUGCCCAAUCUUUGGAUGUGUCAGGUAGUUUUAGUGAUAUGCCACUCGUUUCUCACAAGAUUUGACAUUUUUGCAAUAUUAACGGAAUGGAAAGUAGGAAAAAAGCGAAGCAGGAAUAUUUCGGGAUGCCUCAGCCUAGCUAGUUAACGUGUCAUUUUCAAUGGCUGUUGUUAACAUGCGAGUUUAUGAGGCUUGUAGCGUCAGUGUGCUGGAACGUUGCGGUGUGUGUACAGAGGGCAAUAAAGGCUUCUAGUUUGGCCGGGGCCGCUCUCGAUCCACUGUUCUCAGGUCAGUGUGUGCCAGCACUGCUCCCCGGCUCGCUGGGCCUCUGGCUGGCUUAGCCGUCAGCAGCAUUUCAUGGAGACAGUGUCCAAGGAAAACACAGCGCAAGGCUUAUGGUUGCUAGUAAAUGUCUUUUGGAAGGACGUCUCAUAUUCUGGGCUGUCUGUGCGACUUGAUCCUAUUGUAAACAAUGCCUUUCCUACAUGCAUUACGGGAGCUUGGAUUAGGAUCGGGGGGAAAUAAUAGCACAAUGGAGCAACCUCUGCGAGGGGAAGCCAUUCGAGAUGAUCCCCAAAGACUUCCAAGGGCCAUCGGCAUGAAAUAAAACAUCUCCAAUCAAUGCAUGGUCGGUGAUUUUACUACACCAUGUCUACUCAGAUCACUGAAGUCUGUUAGAGGGCUACAGGAAAGGGAUUUUGGGAUUCGAGAGGGCCAAAUUAUCAGCUCAGGGAUGGAUAGACGGAGUUCAUUAAGGAAAAAAUAACCAAUAUACUGUCCUCAUCCAUGUCACAUGCAACCUCUGGUGAGAAACGUUGGGUUUGUCAUGUCAGUUUUAAUAUAUAAUAAGAUGAAAGAUUUUUAUGGCACUCUAUUUUCUUAUAAAAUUGUAUUGGUUAACUGGUUUCCACUUGUAGCAACGUGUUGAGAAAGCUACUAUCACUGCCAUUCACGUGUUCCACUGUUCUGUUCAAGUAUAGGCUGCAACUAUUUCCUUGCUCGCAACGCAUGCUUCUUUAAACAAAAGUUGUUUUGUUUUUUUAUUUCUCCUCUCUGGUGCAUCAGAUAUAAUGUAUGAUUCAUUCCCGUGCCUCUCACUAUAAGACAUAGUGCCAAAAAAACGGAAUACCGGUCACCAAAUGGGAAGUGGAGACGCCACGGGCAACUGCUUCUGAGAGGUUAUGGAUCUUCUCAGGGAGCACAAAGCACAUAUCUGGUCCAAGACUCGUCCGAAAACGGUGGGGAUCUGAUCUCGAUGCAGCAGCAGGCCCUCCCUGCUGUUAUUAACAUGUGUCCUUGAGAUUUGACGUCUGCCAUAUUGAGGGAGGAAGUGUGCUCCACUUUAGCUUUGGCUCUGCGGUUCCUCCCAAUCCCGAUUCUGUCUUUCUAGCACAGGGCUCGCAUUGUAUUGCGAGGCAGAUCGGUGCUUUUGAUGUUGUCACUUCUGAGAGAGGCUGGGAGAACCGAUCGUCUCCGUUUUUGAUGAAAACGAGAUCUUUCAGGGUGUGAUUUGUACAGGUUGCAGAAGGUUUUAUUGGUUUUUCAAUCAUUUGUUCGUUUUCUUAAAAGAGGCCGAGAAAUGACAUGCCCAAAGUAUAUUUAUUGGCAAGUAUGUAAAUAAAAUAUCUAUUAAAAAUCCAUCUGCUUGCGUUCAACAGACGUAUCGACUGACGUGAUGCUUCUUGUUCAAUCAACCAUAUGUGGUUUAACAGAAACGGACAUUUCUACCAUAACAAACCAGACCAAAUCGCAUGUAUAUAGAGCGUACUGCAAUGCAACAUAACUAUAUUAUUAAAGGAAAAGCUCUGGUGUUGGUGUUUUAAAAAGCAAUGAAAGGUUUCUACUUCUGCUGUUUAGGCUGUAUGUUGUGAAGUGUGUACAUAGUAACACUGCUUCCCCAGCAUAUGUCCUUGGCUUAACUGAGUUUAUGUGUGGUCCACCCAAAGUGUAACACAGAGUAUGGUGUUUAAAAAAAAACAAAUCUGUUUAGUAAUAUUCUGUGCAAAAAAGAUUGUAAUGUUUUCUAUAAAAAAAAAAAUCAUUCAUAUAAAUAUUUGUUUUUACUUUUUUAAUAAAGUUGCACCUUACGA